Molecule: messenger RNA, 756 nt
Organism: Suillus paluster
Lineage: Eukaryota; Fungi; Basidiomycota; Agaricomycetes; Boletales; Suillaceae
Exons: 6
Coding region: 1-756 (251 amino acids)
Source: RefSeq, a predicted model, not a curated record
AUGUGUGCUGCCAUCAGCCACAAAUUCGGCAGAGACUACCAGCUUGGAACACAGCCAUGGUUGGAGCACCCAGCCAUACCAGGGAAAUUCAUCAGAAACCUGUCACUUUCAGUGACCAUUUCACAGUAUAUGGCAGAAAACCCAUCUGAAUGGGCUGGAUUUUUGCUCUGCAUGAUGCUUUAUUUACUCUACCUUCUGUCCAUGCUUUGCCUGCUCCACUAUGAUGAAGCAUUAUGGAUCACCUGGGCUGAUGUCACAUUCCAGCUAGAAUUACCCUUUCGAAAGAUGCAUCAGUAUGGAGGCAUAGCCCCAUUCUACAUAUAUGCUGAUCCUGACCAGCCAUGGAUGUGCUUGCUACAUGAAGACCUCAAUGGGUUCAUCUUUUGGAAAAGAUUGGUCUCGAGGUUUGUAGACAUCAAGAGAAUAAGGUUGAUAUGCUAUACUCAGACCUCAAACUCCUUCCUCAAAUGCUUCCGAAAUAAUCUCCUUGACAUUAGUGUUGAUCUGCGUCCAUAUGGUACCCACUUGUUUCAUCAGGGCGGGUGUCAGUUUCUACACACAGUGCAAGGCUGGUUGUUUCGUAAGAUCUGUGACUGGGGUGGGUGGGCUGAGAAUUUCAACAACCCUGGUACCAUAUUCAAGUACCUCUUGUCUUGGAACGACAAUCCAGCAGAGGCUCAUGAACACUACAUGAAUCCAAACAGACCAGGCUGUGACCCUUGCUAUAGCUGCGGAAGAACUUGUCAUUGUGGUUAA